AUGAUCCGGAGGCUGCAGCUAUAUUUCCCUCCUUCAGCUCAGUCGGCAGCACCAUGUACAGACACCGCACACACCAUCCCGAAACUCCCUAAAACCAGAGCUGAAGUCGACAUUGCAGCACCCUGGAGAGAGACCCAUGAUGGUGAGCGGUUUCUGCUUUUUGCCGACGGUGAAGAAGACAAGAUGCUGUUGAAGGUCCACAUCCAACAUCUACUGAACCAACCAUUCAACCCAGAGACAUUCCAGGUGGACUUUGAAGUUGCUGCCAUUAGAGCCCUCCGGACAGAGUUUCAAGGUUCAGACAUCAAGGGGUGUUUCUUCCACUUUACCCAGGCGAUUUGGCGGAAAACACAGGAGCUUGGUCUUGCUGAUGCAUGGAUUGACUCCAUGAACCAGUCUCCCGAUGUACCGAAUGCUGACGAAUUCAACGACUACAUAGUCACAAACUGGGUGGAUUAUGAAGCCAGAUUCCCUCUUUCACUGUGGAACCAUCACCAGACAUUCGGCCCAAGUACCAACAACAACGGUCGCCUCAAUGCAUCACUGAAUCAUCGUCAUCAUAAUCUCUACAGGUUCAUCGAGAUCAUCAAGAAGAUUGAGAAAUCUGAGAAGACCAAGCUAUCUCAGUUAGACCUAGGUGCAGCUCCACCAGCAAGAAAGCGUGUGUACAAGGAGAUUGACAAUCGACUUUCCAGACUGAAGGAUCAGCUAUCCCAGGGUGUCAAGACACCACUCCAGUUCUUGGAUGCUUUUGGCAAACUUCUGAAGAUGGAUUAA
Haliotis rufescens (red abalone) is the source of this 777-nucleotide messenger RNA. RefSeq lists its product as uncharacterized. The record is from RefSeq and is a predicted model, not a curated record. The transcript has 3 exons. NCBI's taxonomy places the organism in Eukaryota, Metazoa, Mollusca, Gastropoda, Lepetellida, Haliotidae. The coding region runs from base 1 to 777 and encodes 258 amino acids.